UGUGCGCCUGACAUGAGCGCGUUGUGCGAGAGUUACCACUCCAGGGAAAAGGUGUUCGUGGACAGCUUCACGUGUCCGAAGGCGGGGGGCGAGUCCACGGCGGUGUUCUGCUGCGGCUUCAGUGACUUGAAGUACUGCUGUGAUGACCCGAACAGCUUCUUCCCGUACGAGUAUGGAUACAUGUGGUGGCUGAGCCUCGGAGCUCUUGUGGGUCUCUCGGUCGCAGCUGUGGUCCUGCUUGCUUUCGUCAUCACUCUGUGCGUCCUCUGCUACCUGUUUGUCACCACCAAACCCAGAGGUCUGGACAGCGGGCUGCCCCUUCGAGCACCAGACUCCAUCAUCAGUCAACAAGGCGCCGGAGCCAGCCACAGCAGUGCCCCUGCUGGCCCACAAGGCCUCAGGAAACACUUUGUUAGAGGGAAGCUGGAUUGUGACAACCAGCAGUCAGACCCCGACCGCCUUUUCCAGCGCUGUUUCAUGGCCACUGUCACAUCCAUCAACGUGGAGAACCCAACAUAGUGCGACACUUUUUUCAAAAUUUUGGAUUUGAGUUCAUGUCUUUUUUUCUUCUCUGCCCCUAUAGUUUAAUCUGAGUUGUUUUAUUUUAUCAACAAAUACAUAAUUGUUAUGUAAUUCAACAGAACAAAAUUGCAAGUGCAAAAACCUUAUUGUGGCCCCCAUCUGUGGGAAAACCUGAAUUGCAAGUCAGAUUUUUGACAGGCAACAUUUAGUAUUUGAGCUUUAGUUUGUAGCUGUUUAAUUAGUUAACAUUCAAGUAAGUGUUUCCAUUAUAUCUGUCUUGAUUAAAAAAAAGUGAAAGCUAACAAUGAACAAAAAUUGAAAUACCGAAGGAGGUUUAUUCUUGUCUCAUUCUCUUCCUCUUUAUCAGAACGUAUAUCAGAACCGUUUAUUCCGUUUAUUCCGUUCUGUUUAUCAGAACUGAACAGGCAGAUGGAAAGCUGGUUCUCUAAUAGGAGAAAAGUGAACACUUGCUUUUCUGGGAUUGCUGAUUUUAAGCCAUUUUUUGGUAUAUGAUUUACUUCAUGUCCUUAAUUACAUGUACUUUUAUUUAGAAGAAACAAUGUGAGGAGUGAAGUUUGUUCAUCAUCAUCUAUCCUGUAAGUUUACACAUUCUGCUCUAGAAAUCCAGACUCAGUUCCCUAAAAGCUGUCAGUGUUCUUUGAGAUCUGAAUAGAUCUUAUAACUUCAGUCCAUUAGCACAUCAUGCUCGUCUUUUCUCUUGCAUCAUUUACGCAGGUGCACAAAUUUAGCUCAACUGCACCCACAUCAACACCAUACUAAUGUUGUGUGUGUAUUUCUAGUUCUAUUUUUAAGGAUUCAGGGAUAAUGGUGUUUGUCUGUAUGGCCCUGGCAUCAAAGGAGGAAAACCUUUCCAACCUGAAGAUGUCAAAAUUAGUUUUUUGGUCUUAUUAAAAGAGAUUCAAUAUGGGGAAAAUGAUGAUUGAAAGUAUAUAUUUUGGGGAUUAAAGUGCCUGAUAUCUUUAAAGCUCCAGAAAAAAAAGCAACAUGCAGUUUUUAGGGCACCUUGGGUUUCAAAAAUACACUCAUAAAGGUUAAGCACACAAAUAGCUUAGUGGAAUGAAAUGGUUGAAACAAUAUUUUACUGUUGUGAGGAUUAUUAAUAUCAGAUUAAAUAAGCACCACCUCCACCUUGGACACAGGUGAGGAUGUUAUCAGAGUGUUAUGCAGCCAUUCUAUCCUUUUCUACACUAUGUUGGCACAGCUGUUGUAACUGUGUACCAGAUUAUCACCAACUCUAAUCCAGGUCUGUUCUCUCUCUUAACAAUAUUGGCGGAACUGAUUCUCUUUUGCAUCAUUGCAGGUUGCAUUCACAGCCUGCAAAUCAAACUUUUUCAAGGCAGUCUGAACAGCCCAUUUCCAAUCUUUUCAUCCACUAAAAAAUCUGUGUCUGUAUUGCAUAUAAGACACAAAUAGAAAACAGACACACUGUGAAAAUGUGCAUCCAUAUUUUCGUGGCAUCUCCAGCCUGAACUGUUAUGUUUUUAAUCCCACUUUUACGUCAUUAACAUGAAACAUUCUGAAGAAACCAGAUGCUGUAAAUCCGGACCUUAGCAAUGUUUAAACUUAUGUCUAAAUGUACGUGCAUCAAGCUUUGGCAAGUAUUUCUGCAGUUAGUCAGUCAAAGUUUUAUUUCAAAACAGAAAGUACGGUAACUAAAUUAUUCAGUUUUAUUAGAUAUGUAGUUUAAUGAUAUGUGGUAAAUGUUCAGCAUUUGUCACUUUCUCAGCUCGGACUGUAAGUGCCAAGCAGACCAUUUUUUUAUUCUGCUAAUAUUAAAGUCGUUGCUGAAAAGUGAAGGAAAACAAUGAAGCAAAAAUUCCUUUGCUAAUUCUUAGAAGCAUUAGUAAUCCUGCUGAAAAGUUUUGUUGAGAAAACCCUCUUACACACUCCAAUCAUGUUUCAAAUGGUCAUAAGGGACCAGUUCCAUUAUGACCAGUUCCAGUUAAAAUGGAACUGGUACCUGAGGCACCUGGAAAGCCCACAAAGUUCACCUGCAGAAAAAACCGAAUAAAGUAUUUAAAGAAUUAAGUUUUAUUUAAGUUUUGGCUGAUUGGUGUAGAUAGCUAACUAUGCAUUUCCAUUCCUGUCCCAGUUCAAAAUAUGGUCUUAAUUAGAAUUUGACAUUUGAGUAUGAUUUGAGAAUCUUCAUUGCUCACUGGCAUUUCACCAAGGAUAUUAGAAAAUAUCUUACGCAUAUUACAGCAAACUAAUUUAAUCUGGGCCCUCAAAAAUGAGCACACUACGGAUAAAUUGAGCAACUCGGAAUUGCAGGGAUGUGAUCCUUUUGAACUGGCUGUUUUCCCAAACGUUACCAGUUCACAUCAUUCAUACAAAUGGGGCUCUUCUUUAUAGACAGACCAAUGGCAGUUGUCUAAGAUUGAACUCACGCAGAGGAAAAUGUAAAUAUUAAAAGUUUAUUAUGGCUGCUAAAUAUUUAUCUGUGUGGCGUCUUGUUGUAUAAGCUUAUCACUUUUGCUUUUGUUCAGAUAGGAGAAUGUUUUUUCUGCCUUUUUAAACCUGAAUGUACAUUCACAUUGUAGUUUUUGGCUGUUGAAUCAAGCAUGGAAAACUACUCACCAAUAGAAGAAUAUGGUGGAAUGAAGUUAAGUGCCUCAAUGCAUUCUCUACAUCUCUUCGCUGAGGAUGCGCAUGGUUUUCAGCCAUGUACACUCAUGGCUGAAAACCGAGAUUUGGUUCUUUGUCAUUGGCUUUUUGACCAAAGAAUGUUAGGCGUCUAUUUCAGAUCUCAGGAACUUGCGUCAAUCCCUAAAAAUAAGCAGAAAAUGUCUCUUGAACUUUGACGAUUGUUUGUUUUUAGCAGCAUAGAAAAAGAAAUGGCUUUAUGUGACCUUAGUUGUGACAUAAAUUAUACAGUGAAGCUAAAAAUAUGAGCUGUAACACAUGCUAGCAAAGUGAUUUUGUGUCUUGGGCUAAUAAGCAAACAAGCUAGUAUUUCUUUGUGAGCCUCCAACCAUCCUGUUAGCAAUUAUGUUUGCCUUACUGAAAAACAAGCAUCUAAUUUUCAAAAUGUUUGUGGUUGAUACUUUUCUAUUUUAAUCACCAAGAAUACAAAAUGUUUUUGUUUGUUCUCUGCCCGGUUUAAUGUGCUACUAACUAUGCCCCAAAUUUCCGACUCUGUAACAAAUCCUAGAUCCUUGUGGUCCCAUUUAACAGUCAAAUUUAAACUGAAGCUUAAAAUGUGGCAAAUAGAAAGCAAAUAUGUUUUGUUGUAUCAUUUUUUCUUCUAUUUUAUGAAGCUUUUAAAAAAAAAUUGUUUUCUAUCUGCAUUCCAAGAACCACACUUUUGCCACCCAUUGGUGCCUGAAGAAAAUUUUACUUCUUAGCUUACUAAGAAGUAAAUGGCCAUUUUAAUUUAAGCUUUAAAUUUGGCUUUUGAUAUUGAUCAGGGGCUGCACAGUUGGCAGAACUGUUGUCUUGCAGCAAGAAGGUCCUGGGUUCGAUUCCCGGCCCAGGGUCUUUCUGCAUGGAAUCUGCAUGUUCUCCCUGUGCAUGGUGGGUUC
This is a messenger RNA of Gambusia affinis (western mosquitofish), 4064 nucleotides long. RefSeq names its product protein shisa-like-2A. The record is from RefSeq and is a predicted model, not a curated record. The coding region runs from base 13 to 519 and encodes 168 amino acids. The transcript is spliced from 3 exons. NCBI's taxonomy places the organism in Eukaryota, Metazoa, Chordata, Actinopteri, Cyprinodontiformes, Poeciliidae.